UCACUCUCGGGAUUGGCCAGCCACCUCGGAGAGGCGGGGCUCCAAGCUUGGAGGGAGUUCAGCACGAAGCGUCUUCUUUUGGCUGCGGGGCUGUAACUCGGGGCUGUUUGUCAGCAGGGCGCCGCAUUAAAGAGCAAGGCGAAGAGGGGCCUCGCCUAGUGCGGGAAACGAAACAAACAAACAAAGGAGAGAGAGGAGGGGCCCCGAGGAGCCUAGCCGCAGUUUACAGGAGUUUACGCGAGAGGGGCUUUUGGGGAGCCUGGUAAAGUUUGCCUCGGGACCUGAGCAGCUGUGAACGGCGGCGGGACCAUGCAGAGCCUCGCCUUCUUUGUCUCCCUAGCGGCGCUGCUGCUGCUGGCGAUCCGUUGCAGGGGACAAGACGAAUUUGAUUUGUCAGAUGCACUUCCAGGAAUUGAAACGACAAAGGCGCCUGCUUCACCUCCCAAAAAGCCACCAAGUGGUGAUGACUUUGAUUUAGGAGAUGCCUUUGAUGACUCCAACAAUCCUUUACCACCACCAUCUCCUGCACCUAAGCCAAAACCUGGAAGUCAUGGCAACACUGGCGGCCUUAGUGAUUCGGAUUUAUAUGAUGGUGAUUUGCCUCCAGAAAAGCCACCAGCAGGCCGUGCUUCUAACCCUUCUGCAGGUGGACAGGGUGAGGGCUCCAGCGGAAAUACAGAAGGUUCUCAAGGAAUGCUAGCUGGCAUUAUUAGCUCAGUACUUGUGGCAGUAGUAGGAGCUGCAUCAAGCUUUAUAGCUUAUCAGAAGAAAAAGCUCUGCUUCAAAGCUAGUGAUCAAGAGAAUGUUAAUAUGGAAAGCCAACAAGGAGCACAUGCAGAGCCACCUGUUCAACGUACACUUCUGCAGAAACAGUAGUGAACUUUAAGAUGAAGAAAAGACCAGAAACUGGAUAGAGAACCUGCAUCUUUCCCUGAAUACAACACAUUUCAAGCAGAAAAAUUGAGUUGCAAAGUAGAGUUAAAUAGUCCUGUUGAAACAUCUUUUGAAAGGAAGAAUGAUGUUUUAACAAAUCCCAAUACUUGCAUUUGUGGUUUACCCUUGGAACUUCAAAAAUUGCAUCCUGGCUGAUUAUUCGCUUUAGAAUAUAUUUUUGUUGAAAAUUGUUGCCUUUGCCUGAAGUCUCAUCUUUUCCUUAUGGCAAGAUGCUUAAAGUGGGGGAAGAUGUUAGUGUAUAUGCUAGCAAAAUGCCUUUCAGCAGGCAAGAGCAUGGACCACAGAGACAUGCAGUGCAUCUUUGUACAUGAGAUGCACAUCACACUAUCUUGCAGAGUCUCUAUCAGUAAUGUUCAGGCUACUCCAUUGUUAAGAAUAGAGUGUAUGUUUGCCCUUACCACAUCACUGCCCUCAAGUGGAGCAUUUUAGUUUCCCCCCAUAGAAGGACAUGGCAAUCAUUCACAUACAUGGGAAAGAAGUCAAGUCUUGCACUCAAUGGUAUGGAAGCUUAGCCUUGUCCCUGGUGAGUCCAGCUGUUGACCCUGUUCAGAUGACAUGCUAAGCCACAGUGGUUAAACAUUCUGAGCUAAACAUUAUGGCUUAGCGCGUUGUGUGAACUGUUCCUAACCAUGGUGGAUACAGAACCACAGUUUAAGCACGCUCACUAACCGUUUGCUGCAAAAGGGUUAGCGGCCUAACCAUAGCUUAGGGUGUUGUCUGAACAGGCCCAUUAAGAAUCAAUUCUGUUUCCAUCUGCAUAGCUGUAUCGUGGCUUCUGUAUUUCAGUUACAUUUAGAUUAUUUGGGGAUAGGUUCUUAAAUUCACAUACUUGCCUUUCAAGAAGUAAUUCAACUCUAAUGGCCUUUUUGAUUUUGAAGGAACUCUUAACAUUAUACCUUUGCCUUUCUUUACAUACAACACAUAGGAAGCAAAGGUGUAAUACAUGUUGCCUUAAUAAUUUCUCACCUGAAACUGAUUUUCUAAGAAAAAUCCUUUCUAGUAUAUGUUGCAUUUACGGUCUUUUGAAUGCAAAAUAUAUACUUGCUAUAUUGGAUUAAAAUCUAAGUAUGGUAAUUGAAACACAAUCUCUCCUUAUUCCCCCUGCCCCAUCCUUUUCUUCUGGCAGUAAAGCCAUGCAUAUGAAGUUGCUCACAAAUACCCAACCUCUAUUUCUAAGUCUGAAUUGUGUUAUACUAGAAAACCAAAAUUAAUUUACCCAAUGCAAUUACCAGUUUAAACUGUGUGCUAGCAUGUGCCUCUGACUUGCCUCUUUAUUAUUCACAAGUGCUCUGCAAGUUCUUUGUUUUACCAAAAAGUUAUCAUUCAUCUGACUACUUAGCUAUACUUUUCAACAAAUACGUAAUACACUUCUUAUAAAAAGGCUUAUUUGUCCAAUUGCAGAUGCCUUAUAAGCAUUACACCUUGAAGUGCCAUUAAGAAAACCAGUAGCAAGUAAUUGAUCCGAACAAUGUGAACUUCAUAUUGAUUCGUUUAAUGGAGAGAGAAAAGCCUUUAUGGCUACUGGGAAAAUGUAAAUGGACUAUUUUAGUUAGAUGUAACAAUGAUUAACAAUUCAUCAGAUGGAACAAUCUCUGUUUCUAUGCCUUAAGUUUUAAAAUUGCAUCUUAAAAUCUGUAGUAGCUGACAACAAAAAUGAAACUAGCUAUAUCAUGGAAUGUUAGCUCCAAACUGUUACUGUUUGGUAAUUCAUAAUUUCUAGCUAACCGUUGUGCCAAUGUAAAUUAAACCAGUUAUCACACAGACUGAUUUCCAUAUGCUUGGCCUUCUAGAGCAAAACAUUAUUAUAUGGCAAUUUCCUUUUUAAACUAGAUGAAAACCAGCUACUUACGUAGUGCAUAAAUCUUUAAAUGUGCCCCUCCCCCUUAUAGUGCAUUGUAAACAAAAGAUCAGUUUUCCAACACAUCAACUGAGGUAAAUAUAAGUUCUGCACCAAAUGAAUGCCGGUCUAAUAAAUUUAGGGUGGAAUCCUAAGUAUAUUUAGACAGAAAAAAGUGCUACAACUCUCAGCAUUCUUCCACCAUGCUGGAAAACUGGAAAAUGCUGGGCAUUGUAGGACUUCUUUUCUGUCUAUAAACAUGCAUAGGAUGGCGCCCUUAAUUAGAAUACUGAAUUUUGAAGAAAAGUGUGCAUGAGACAGGUGAUAGAAAAUUGCUUUUACUAAGUGGCAAUACAUUUUAUAUGAUAAUUCAUUGUGUAAACUAGGAGCAAUGUUAAACUUAAAUAUUUGAUUGCUGCUGAUUCCUGAAGAUGUUUCCAUGUUAUUCCUGAAAAAUGACUUAUCCCAAAACACACUCAUUCAUACUUUGUCACAAAAACAGUAAUGAAAUCAUGUUCUGAAUUUGUGCCCAAUAGCUCAGUAUAUUCAUAUUUUACUUGGAAGUUCCAUACAGCUUACUUCUGAGUAAGUUUGUGUAGGAAUAGCUGAACUCUUUUAUGUGUACUUGGAGGUAAAUUCUAUUGGACUCGGUGAGACUUAUGAAUAAAUAUCUGUGUGAUCAGGCCAUUAAUCUAUAUAAUGAGAAACAUUGUCAUAGUUCAUCCUAAUAGUACUUUGUGUAUAUUAUAUGGUAAAACAACAUAAAAUAUAUCAAUAGCUAUUUGGGUGUGUUUAGUUUUCAAUUAGAGUUAUGGCUCCUUAGAAUGUAAGAACUUCUAAAAAUUUGGUAAUUAAGAUCUAAUUGUGAAUUCUUUUUUUAAUAAACGACUCUAAAACAA
Messenger RNA from Elgaria multicarinata webbii, 3690 nucleotides. Its product is annotated as CD99 antigen-like. Lineage: Eukaryota; Metazoa; Chordata; Lepidosauria; Squamata; Anguidae. Gene Ontology annotation, cellular component: plasma membrane. Bases 310 to 876 code for a protein of 188 amino acids. The record is from RefSeq and is a predicted model, not a curated record. The transcript is spliced from 11 exons. Gene Ontology annotation, biological process: positive regulation of neutrophil extravasation; homotypic cell-cell adhesion; T cell extravasation.